UUUAGGAAGCGGAAGUUACCACAAAGCAACCUCCGUUAGAUGCAGCUCUGCCAAGAUGUCCAUAAUAAAUGUAAUACAGUUUGUCUACACCGCUUAUCUUGGUGGAAAUGCUAAGUUUUUUUGGCUGUUAUAAUAUUUUAAGGAAUUAAUUCUCCAUAUUUUAUUAUUAAGUAUAUUUUUAUGGUAUGUGUUCAUCAUCUUGCGAGAAGAUUAAUGAACUAAUACGUCCAAUGCCUUCGUCUUGAGAAGUGCAGAAGUUGGUAUGAACUAGAAACGGCUUGCCGGCUCAUCCAUUUUGAUUUUGCUUUCGGUUAAUGGUGUAACUGAAGAGGAAAGCUCGACGUAUUUGCUGUAGUUCUGGUGCUAGUGGUAUUUUCUGAAAUUUUGAAAUGGAAGAUCCGGCGCCACAACGCGGUGGUUUUAGUCGUGGAGGGCGAGGAAGAGGUGGACCUGGAGGACGCGGAGGCCCGCCCAGAGGAAGAGGAAUGGGAGACGGUAUGAGAGGCCGGGGAGGCCGUGGAGGAAUGAUGCGAGGUGGCCCUCAGGGGCGUGGUGGCAGAGGAGGACCUCCCCGUGGAGGGGGCAUGAGCAGGGGUGGAGACAGAGGUGGCUUUGGUGGACCAGGAGGCAGAUUUGAAAGGGGUCGUGGAAUGGGAAUGCGUGGUGGUCGUGGAGGUGACUUCAGUUCGCGAGGUGGUGGCAGUAGUGGUGAAGGCCGAGGUAGCUUUUCUCGCGGUCGUGGAGGAAGGGGAAUGGACAGAGGUGGUCGUGGAGGAAGAGGUGGAUUUGAUAGAGGUGGUCGAGGUGGAAUGGGACAAGGGGAUCGCUAUGGUCCCAGCAAACGUGGUGGCAUGCCACCUCAGGGUGGUCCAAUGGCAAAGCGUGGCCGCUUUGAUUCAGGUCAAGGGGCCAACGGCUACCCUUCCCAUCCACGGGGAGAAGCAAGUCCAUAUCCAAGCCAACAAUUCGCCCCAGAUCAUAGUGGGUCACAUUAUGACUCACCUGCAGCGGAUUCUCAUGCACCAACAUAUGGUGGUGCAGCCUCCUAUGGAGGCGGAGCUAGCCAGCCUUACAGCAGUGGGGGUGGCAGUGGUGGUUACUCCAGUUCCGCUGGAUAUGAAGGUGGUGAGUAUGGUGGUGGGGGAUACAAUGUCCCUCCCACAGACACCCGGUCAGCCUAUGGAGUCCCUCCCCCACCUGUGCCUGGCAACUAUGGACCAGCAGGAGAUGCCUACUCAUCAUACAAAACAGGUCGUGGAGGAAGGGGAAUGGACAGAGGUGGUCGUGGAGGAAAGAGGGUGGAUUUGAUAGAGGUGGUCGAGGUGAUGGACAAGGGGAUCGCUAUGUCCAGCAAACGUGGUGGCAUGCCACCUCAGGAAGAAAAAAAUCUUCGGAAUGCACGUAGUAUAGAGAUGAGAAAACAGUUGAAAGAUAACUUAGUGUGUUUAGGAAAUGAGGAAGAAGGAUGGAUGGCAUGUGACUGCCAGGUUGGUUUACAAGAACUGGAAAGCUUUCUUGAUGCAAGUGGUCUACCUCUGCAACAUUUCUUCACAGGUUUUGGUCAACAUUCUGUGUUAGUCAGUCAGGAGCACCUGCACAUGAUUCAUAUGGAGGGGGUGGAGGUGGCUACAGCAGUGGCUCAGGAGGCUACAACACAGCCUCUAACUACGAUGAGAGGGGCUACUCCACCUCUACAAACACAUAUGGUAGUCUUUUCCUUCAUGUUCAUAAAGUUUGCUGUCCACAGAUGAGCAUUACUUACUGUUUCAGAUUCUCCUAAUUAUAGCGGUGGAGGAGGUGGCUAUGGAAAACCAGAAUACGAAGCAUUGCAGCUCUUGUCUGAAGAAUGUGGAAUCCUUGAGACUACAGAGCUUCUCUUCAAUGUGCCGUGGGAAGAUAAUGCAUCACAGCUGCCUGGAAAUCAGCUGUUGUAAAUCCGUCCCUUCCAUUCCUCUUCCUUUAUCGUCUUCCUUGUAUAGAAUUUGGACAGCACCAGUCUUAGUGGAGAACUCGCAGCCGAAAAUAAUUAUUUCCGCUAAAGAGAAAGUUGAGGCUGAGGAAGUAAUUGCCUACAUAAAGAUGAAUGAUCCACUCUGAGAUGCAUCAUUUUUUGUUUCCAAUAAUGGGAAAUGAGGAUCAACUGUACAUUUGUUUCAUUUCAAUAGUGUAUGCUUUGUUAGUGAUAGUAUUAAAAUGUGUUGAAAAAACUAGUGAAACUUUCAUAACCCUUCAAUACAGAAUUCAGAUAACAUAGCCCUUACCCUGCUUUUUUCAGAUCUCUAUAUUUACUCAACAUGGAAUUAUCCAUUGUGGGAUUCCAUGUGGAGAUAGAAAGCCACUAUUGGGCCUCACUGAAAUGGGAUGGAAACAUGUCAAAUAUUGUUAUUUUAAAAAAGUGAGAUAAAAGAUGUGUACCAAGCGAGAAUGUAUUUUGGAUGUAAUGGUAGGCGUGAACUUAA
Molecule: messenger RNA, 2459 nt
Organism: Gryllus bimaculatus (two-spotted cricket)
Lineage: Eukaryota; Metazoa; Arthropoda; Insecta; Orthoptera; Gryllidae
Source: the annotation of a GenBank genome assembly